Messenger RNA from Hydractinia symbiolongicarpus, 1028 nucleotides. RefSeq names its product proteasome subunit alpha type-3-like. The record is from RefSeq and is a predicted model, not a curated record. Bases 132 to 896 code for a protein of 254 amino acids. Gene Ontology annotation, cellular component: proteasome core complex, alpha-subunit complex; nucleus; proteasome core complex. The transcript has 12 exons. Gene Ontology annotation, biological process: ubiquitin-dependent protein catabolic process. NCBI's taxonomy places the organism in Eukaryota, Metazoa, Cnidaria, Hydrozoa, Anthoathecata, Hydractiniidae.
ACAUCUACUUUGUUCGUAAAACGAGAACCUGACUCAGCAUAAUAGCAAAAAAGAGGACAACCGCAGCAAAGCAAGACGCUGAUUAAAAAUAACAGAAAGCUCUGACUAAACCUGUUGCUGCUAUUUGAAACAUGAGUUCUAUAGGUACCGGGUAUGAUUUAUCUGCUCAUCAGUUUUCCCCUGAUGGUCGCGUAUUUCAAGUAGAAUAUGCAAACAAAGCUGUUGAAAAUAGCAGCACUGCAGUGGCUAUUCGUUGCAAAGAUGGUGUUGUAUUUGGUGUGGAAAAACUGAUCACUUCAAAAUUGUAUGAACCUGGCACAGGGAAAAGAAUAUUCUCCAUAGAUCGUCAUAUAGGAAUGGCUGUAGCAGGCUUGAUUUCAGAUGCCAGGCAGCUUGUUGGUAUUGCUCGUGAUGAGGCUGCAUACUAUAGGUCGGUCUAUGGAGCCCCUAUUCCUCUGAAGUACCUGGCAGAUAAAGUAUCUGGUUACGUACAUGCAUACACUUUAUACAGCGCGUAUCGUCCUUUUGGUGCCAGUGUGUUUUUAAGUUCGCAUGAUAAAAUGAGUGGACCUGAACUUUACAUGAUUGAACCCUCCGGUGUUUUUUACGGAUACCAUGGUUGUGCGGUUGGCAAAGCAAAACAAAACGCUAAAACAGAAAUAGAAAAACUAAAGCUCGAAAAUAUGACAUGUAAAGAAGCUGUUAAAGAAGUCUCAAAAAUCGUAUAUAUCGUACACGAUGAAGUAAAAGAUAAAGCAUUUGAAUUAGAGUUGAGUUGGGUCGGAGAAGAUUCAAACGGGCUUCAUCAGAUGGUACCAAAAGAUAUAGCAAAAGAAGCUGAGGAAUUAGCAAAGAAAUCAAUGGAAGAAGAUUCCGAUUCUGAUGAAGAUUUAUAAUUUUUGACAUUUUUUUGUGACGUGAUGUUACGGAGUAUUCGAUAGUGACAUUUGCAUUCUCCAGCCAUGUUGUGAUAGAGUUGUGUAUGAUGUAAUAAAAACUAUGUAAAAAGAAUACACUAAAAUCACGUC